AUGUCUGACGACUCUCUGCUUCCUACUGAUGACGAAAUCAUCGCUGCAGCUGUACAGCACGCACGAGAAAGGCAAAUCGGUACACCACAUAUAGGGACUGGCUUCCCUAUCUUACAGCACGGUCAGCCAGUGGCUUGGGUUAAAUAUACCGGAGAACCGGAUGGCCUGGAGCGCGAGGCUGCCACGCAAGCAUACGUCUAUGAGACACUUAAUCAGCAACCGGCAUCGUUAGAAUUUAUUCGUGUCCCCGACGUUAAACGCAUUAUUCGAAGCGAUGACCCGCCCUAUGUGUUGGUUGUGAUGGAGUAUGUACAUGGCGACACGGUUCGACAGUGCCGAGAGAGAGAAACCACAGAGGAAAGGAAAGAUCGCUUCUGGGGCCAAGUUUUUUGCGCUCUUAGCACCUUACUCAACUUCCAGCCACCACCAAACACGCCUCCUGGGCCUGCUGGCGGCGGUAAAUUUUCACAUUUGGUUUUCGGGGAAUAUGGUGAGCCAGAAAUGGCACCCAGAGAUUUCAACUCGGCACAAGACCUUGAAAACUACAUUGACGAGACUAUUCAACUUUCGGAAACGAAUCAAACAGCCCUCAGUCACGUCAAUGCGCAGCACGUUCGUCGCGAACGGCAGUUCUGGCGCCCACCGCCGCCACCACCACCGCCACGACCCUAG
Molecule: messenger RNA, 672 nt
Organism: Venustampulla echinocandica
Lineage: Eukaryota; Fungi; Ascomycota; Leotiomycetes; Helotiales; Pleuroascaceae
Exons: 2
Coding region: 1-672 (223 amino acids)
Source: RefSeq, a predicted model, not a curated record